AAACGGGACUGCAAAUUCAACGAGCCACUCACCAAUAUAGCAAAAAAACAAAAACAAAACAAUGUUGAAUCAAGAAAGGCCCCGAACGCAAGAUGAUUUUCAUUGUGUUGCCUUAAUUAAUCUGUUAUUCCAAUCCCCUCAAACCCACCGGAAACGAUGAGAGGCGACUGCAUUCGCCGGCUAAUCAAACAACAGAGUAAGAAAUUGAAAGGGAAAGCUUCUCAGACCAUGAUCUAUUUCAAUGAUAACUGGAACAUAUGUAGAGUACAGAACAAGUCUAUUUUGAUAUUCAGUUAUGCGAUAACUAAGUCACGGCAGCUACUUUCAAAGGCUGAACCACAAACAAGUAAACAUGCCAUUUUUGUCAAUGUUUUUUAUUUAUUUUAUUUUUAUUUUAUUUAUUUAAACAUAUUUGUUAUUGUUUUCCCCCAAAGCACCUAGGCUUAUCAAGGGGGAUUACAAAAUUAGAAUUCCUACUGACUUCAUUUAUUCAGGCUCACACACAAACAACACACAAAAAUUGCACUGAAAACAACAGCUUACACAUCUAGAGAUACGUAACAGUGGCCACUGAUUAGUAUUAAUUAUAAAACUUUGUACUUCUCGAAAAAAAAGCACAGUUGACAUCGUAAGUCACAGACUGAACACCGUACAAUAAAAAAUUUAGUUUCCCAGCGUCGCUGCUCGAUGACCAUGUUUCACGGAGAAUAUUAGCAGUAAUGAGCCUCAAUGUUUAGUUUUCCAUGUCAGAAUUUACAGUUUACCAGGGCGAAGAAUGACAAUGUCAAUUGCUGUUUGUGAGCAUAAUUCGUAAAUUAUGGUUACAUAAACUAAAUGGCUAUUUCUCUGAGCGUCAAAAGUAAUUGAGUCGUAGUUGACAGUCGUUUUGAUUCAACAUUACCGCGCUUAGUGAUUGGUUUAAAAACACUCGCGCCACUUUCUCGUCCAAUCAGAAAUAGAACUGAAACCAAUCGUGAAUCACUUGUAAACGUUUAACCUGCGACAAGUGUCGGCUACAUGCACUUGCUUUAAUUAUAAAGAGCUUUAAAUUUUGGUUUUGAGUCGGGGUUAGUAAAACAAAGUUAACCGAUUUUUUGCUACACACAGUCAUAGGGUCGCCAUCUUGAACAAUUUGGCGAGGCGAGGGAAAUCUGAGAAGAGGACAAAACUGCUCCUUCUCGACUCUUACUACAAGAGUUUUGUUCGUUCGCCAUGCAUUAUUCAAGAUGGCGACUCCAUGAUCGAACGUCACAGUCGGACGAUUUCAGCGCUAAAGCAUUUGAGCUGUUUGCACUCUAGUUGAAAAAAUGUUGCCGAAAAGUUUCGAUCAAAGCAGAUAUAUAUUUAAUUUGUUUCGAAUCAACAACCGUCAACCGGGAGCGAAAAAUUUAAUGAAAGCUCCCUGCGUUUUUCAAUAAACGGGAACAGAAACAUAGCAGGGGCUAUUUCUUCUCCGCUCAUGCAUAGCCUUUGCACAAAUUACAUAUUUAGUAUGCACAACAGAAAAAUUGACCAAUAACUAUUUCUUUGUGAUUGCUUCCCCAGCCAAAUCCACUCGCAUAAAGUUAUCUUCUAAACAAAAAUGUCAUUGUCGAGGUCUUUUUUUGCUGUAAUAGUCAACGAUAAACGAAGAAUUAGGAACAUUCGCACAGUCUAUUUAAUCAAGCUUAUUGCAAACGCCGAAUUCCUGUAGUGAAGAGCCUUGUCUGACCGGUGGCAUCUAGAGACCGACUCAUUUUCAUGUAUAUUAAGGUUAUCAUUUUUCAUGUCUCGCACGUUGAGGGGGGUAAAUACGCGACAUUUUUGCAAGCUCGCCUAACAGGAUUUCUUUGACGGUAUUUUUACUGGGUUCCUUCACUGCAAGAUCGAUAAACAACACGAAAUCUGCCUGCCACUUCACCAACUGUACUGAGUUGAAUUCUCGCAUUUUCAAGAACUUCAAGAAUGUGAAAAUGAAGGAAAAGAAAACAUAGCAAGCCAGCGUUGCGCUUGCAAGCCUACAGCUCUCUUCUGACCCCUUUGCUAAGGAAUUUGUUAUUUAUUUUGUCGACUUAAAGAUGGCCUUGAUUAACAAUCGCACAAUUUCUACAGAGCUCUUUUUGGAAACACACAAAAGGCUUGGAGCUCCUUUGUUAGCAAGUAGAAGUGGAACCGGAAAAGUUUCCAAAUGAGAUCACAUCACAAGCGAAACAAGAAAUUCAGAAGUCAGUGACUUCGUGUUUUUGAGAAAGAAAUCACUUUGCUUUGAGUUCAGUUCCUUAUACUUCCUCGGUAUAGAAGGCUAGGAAAUCGUAAUAAAGUUAAUGUUUAUUUAUUGGUUGGUAUUGCAUGUUUGACUUGACAAUUAAAUGCUUUGCUUUUCGAUUAUUAUGGCUGAGCACGAAAAGAAACGUUAGCAACCCUUCAGCAAAUCGCUUUCUUUUCAGAUUUGCAUAACAGCAGGUCAAAAGUUUAAAAUAGAAAUACAAUGAAAGUUUUUUAAAAAAUCAAAAAAUAUAUUCGUUUGCUUGAGUCAAGUCAGCAUGGCCUAAACUUAAUUUCGCGUAGUGUCUCCUAAAUGUGGUUGUGAGAUUAGCUUUCGAGUAUGAAGAAUGAAGUUAACUUCUCUCCGAUGUUAACCAUUGUCCGUAAAUAAAGGCACAUAAAAGAAUGCAAACGCCAUUCCACCUUUUUGAUUCACAAACCCUCAGGGAGGACAAAUUCUUGAAAUGUUUCAUUCCCUUCGAGGCGUGUUCAUAGAUGAGCUCUUUGAUUGUUCUUUAAACCCAAUCUUUCGAGAACCUUUGUGAUCUCGGGCCUUGCUUUGUCCGUAGGAGGCGACGCGGAACUACAUAACAUAUUCAAUUUGAGCUCUACAGCCGUCUGCCACGCAAGUGGGAGCUUGUCUUUGAACUUGCGUGCAGCCUGCAAGCAGCUCGAGUAAGCUCGAAUAGUGACGUGCAGGUUUCAUCCAAGCGAAUUCCAACGACUGUAACCUUACAUUUGGCAAGGAUAGCGUGACGUUUGGAUUGCCAGACGAUAUCCUUUCAUCCGGAGUCGAGGAAGCUAUAUCAACUCUUCAAGGAAAGACCGAGAUAGUGAACUUAGCAUCAUGUCUUCUCGACGCCGUACUACUGGCAGGAACUUGCCCGCAGACCCUCGGACCACAACGGUCAUCAAAAAUGAAGAAGCUGGCAUUGCGUUGAUAACGGCGACCAAUCAAGAGUGGGAAGAGGAAUACCAAAGAUUGCUUCUCGAGCACCGAGACUUGAAGGAAAACUACGACAAAGUGGAGAGCAAGUACCAAGAAAUCCAGAAGGAAAAUGUGAAAGUAACGAGGCAUAUGGAGCUCUCAAUUGAGAAGUUCAACCGAGAAAAAGACGGCCUCAUUCGACAAAAAGAGGAGCUUAACAUUCAAAAUGAGAAACUGCGGAGCGAUGUUCGCGAAAAGGGUGGCAAGAUUGGCGACUUGCAAAAGGCUCUAGUGGAAAGCCAAAAGAAGGCCGAUUCUCGCAAGGAGGAGCUGUUCACCAAAACCAAGCAACUAGAGAAGUUGGAAAUUCUCAUCAACGGUCUUCAGAACCACACCAUUCCAGAACUGAAACAGAAGCUCAACAAGUCUGAGGCUGACAUGGAGAUAUUCAAGGAGAAAAGUAAACAGCUUAACGUGGAUCUUGAUAAGGCUGAAGAAAAGAAUGAUGAAGAUCAACAGACCAUUGAGAAACUACGCAAGGAGAAGAACGAACUUAUCGAGAAGCUGGCUAGGGCCGAACGCGAGACGAGGGAGGCCGAAGACGCGCGCCAUAAGGAAGAAGACAAGGUAGUCAACCUGCAAAACAAAGAAAUAUCGCUUCACGACAAGAUCAGUCAGUUGGACGCGGAACUUCUCGCUGCGGAAUCAAAGAUAAGAGACUUGGAAAACGAGCUGAACAGGCGGCUGGCCGAACCAGUCGAAAAGAGUUACAACAUCAAUGUAGUGGAAAGUGAACCAGCACUUCAGUCAGCUCCACCUAGCUUUUCGUUUGGAGAUCACUACGACAAAGAGCAGUUCGAGAUGUUGGAGAAAAAAGUAAAGGACCUGGCAGAUAAGAACAAGCGAUUUGAAGACGAGAACUUAGGCUUGAAGGGGAAACUCGAUAUGGCCAGUAAGGAUAUCAACAAGUGGGAGAAAAAGUAUGAAGACGAGAACAGGGAGAAGAGUAAGAUUGCAGCUCUGCUUGAAAAUGAAAAGGGGAAUUAUGGACGGCUCAAGAAUGAGUACAACGAGUUGAAAAGCCAGCUGGCGAAGGCGGAGAGGACGAUAGAGCAUGAUAAGAAGGAGAUGGCUAGAAAGGACAGAAUCAUAGAAGAACUGAGGGCGAAAAUUCUGCAGCUGGAGCAAGACGUCGAGGAUCGAGAGGGCACCAUUGCCAAGCUUGAAAUGAAGCUAGAGCAGUUGGAGAAAGAAAUGGAAAAGCUGCACGAGGCCACUUUGGAACAUCAGAAAAAAUAUGGCGAUCUUGAUAGUGAUUAUAAAGUCAGUGAAAAAGAGAAAGAGUCCGUACAACGAGAUCUCGACCAAGUAUCCAUAAAAAUUGCUGAGUUGGAGAGUAAGUUGAGAGAAUCUGAAGAAGAGAAAAACUACUUGCAUAAGGAGAACGCAGAUCUUCGACAGAAGCGGUUGCGCUUGGAAGAUGACUUGGACACUAUUAACAAAGAUAAAACAGUGUUUGAGAAUCAAGUCCAAGACUGGUCUGACCAAAGCAGCAAACACCGCAAGAUAGCCGACAAUAUGAAAAAGAAACUGGCUCAAGCUCAAGACGAGGCAGAGCAGUACAAGAAAGAACUGGCGCAGAACAACAACAAGAUAGACGAGUUGAAUAAGAAAUUGUUCGACCUCAACUCGCUUUAUGAUACGAGCCAGACAGACCUUUCAAGUGCCCAGGACAAUAGCGCGUUCAAAGAUGACGAAAUAAAGCAUUUGAAUAAGAAGAUUGACAACAAAGAGAAUGAAAUUAGCAAGCUUGAAGCUCAGCUAGAGAAGACGACAAAAGAAAGGGACAAUGCUGAGGUUGAACUUGCUGGUGUCCUGGAAAAACUUCAGCAUAUGGAACCAAAACGAACAACAAACGAUGAAGUCUUCAAACCAGCCGAGGUGACCUAUUCUUACCAGCAACCAGACUUGGAAACUGACCUAGCACCCCUCCGUCAGAGAAUCGACGAACUUGAAAAUGAAAACAACAGGUUGAAAAAGAUUGAAGAACAUCUCCAAAGCGACAUCAAAGACAGGUUAGUCCAAAUCGCUGCACUGGACAGAGAGAAUACUAAGGUCAAAGCAGAAAAUGAAGACUGGGAGAGAAAAGCAAAUGAUAUGAAGAGAAAAAUACACGCCCUGGAGAAAGAGGAAGAUGAACUUAUGGACACCAAUACCGACCUACGCGAAAGACUAGAUGACCUGAGUCCAGAGGUUGACAAGCUGCAGAAAAAGGUAGAAACGUUAACCCUUGAGCGCGACAGACUGAAGGAAUAUCUCAGCGAGUCGAACUUCAAAUUCACCCAGAGCAAAGAAGAUUACAACAAAAAGAGUCUGGAUUUCUCGGAGCAGGUAAAAGUAAACAGCACGCUUGGGAAGACUGUUAAGAAGCACGAAGCUACAAUGGAAUCAUUGACCCAAAAAUGCAAAAUGCUGGAAGAAGAACUAGAAGAUUUGAGACCGGAAUUGAAAGCAGCAUUGGCGAAAAAUGAAACAUUGGAGACCGAAAACAAAGAGUUGGAUUCUCGCAAUAAAAUACAAAAACGCAAGAUAGACGACUUGCAAAAAGAACUACGAGAAGAGAUCGAAGCAAAGGAGUUGCUGCAACAAGAUGUCGACUCAUUGGGCUACAAGUUGAACGUCGCAGACGCAAACAACAAGGCACUAACCAAGCAAAGAAAUGAUUUGCAAAGUCAGAUCGACGACCUGGAAAGCAAACUAAGGAAAAUCAAGCCAGAGCUCGAACAAUGUCGAAACAAGCUUAAAGACAAAGAUCGCAUCAUAAGUCGAUUGCAAUCAGAUUUGAAAGACAAGGAUUCGCAGCUUACCGCAGCCAAACGAAAGAUCAAUACUCUGGAUGAGACAUGCACCUCAUUAAGAAAAGAGGCAGAGGCUCAUAAGAGUGCAAGUGAAAUUAACCGAAAUCGCGUAAAGGAGCUUCAAAUUCAGCUUCAGGAGAUGGGUAACAGCAUGCAGACAGCCGUGGCGAACGUCUCCGUCGUUCAUUCAGCACCACCACAAAGCUUCAGAGAAGAAAGGCUCCGCAGUACACCUGACGAAAGGAUUCACGACUUGGAGACACUGCUGAAGAAGAGCGAGGCUCGUGAAGAUCAGUUAAGGGAUCAGCUGCAACGCCUUGAGAACCGUCUUCCUAUAGCAGAGAAGGACGCUAAAAAAGCUCAAGACAAAAUAAGCGAGCUUCAACCUAGUGUAACCAAUCUACAAAGGAAACUGGAGGACCUAAGAAAAGUGUUAGACAGAAGCAACCGUGAAAAAGAAGAUGCCAAAAAAGAGUUGAUGGAGGCUCAAACACAACUGACAGUUUUGAAAACAAAAGGCGAGGCGGACGCGAAUGAAAUCUCAUCCUUGAAAAGUCAGUUAGAACAAGCCAACCGACGUCUCGCAGAGAAUCAUGAAAAACUGCUAGCUAUUGACGAGGAACAUGUGCAUCUUCGCUUGCUUGUAGAUGGUCAUAAUAAAGACAAGGACGACCUCAAGACAGCGUAUGAGAGAUUGCAAAUAAAAAAGAACGAACUGGAAAACACGGUGGAAAUAAAGGAGUCCAAUUUGAAAUCAAGCCAACAUGCUUGCGACACGUUAAGAGAGGAGAAGAUUAAGGCACAACAGGAGCUUAACGAACUUCGACGGACAACUUUAGCUGACUUAAAGAGAAACCUCACCCGCAUGCAAGGUGAGCGAGAUCGUGCUUUGGAAGACGGCAGGAUGGCUAUGUCGAAAAUAGAAGAUCUUGAAAAUCAGUUGGCAGAGGCCAUGACGAAACGAAAAGAGCUAGAAAGGGACAACGACGACCUCGAAGCUGAGAUACGCCAACUGAAGAACGAAAUUGAAACGAAUCGUAAAAAGAUUGAGGACCUGGAGGAUAAAAUAGAAGUAUUAAACCUUGAACUCGAGAGAGACGAGAAAGAUAUAGAUUCUUUGAAGGAAGAAAAAAUCAAGCUCGAAGAUGAGUGUGCAGACCUCCAAGUUAAACUGGCAGAGAAGCAGGAUGUUAUUAACAUCGCUCCGAUGCAAGUCGCCAAUGUAGAAACAACCUACGCAGCCGCCCCCGGGUUUGAUUUCGGUUCAGAUCCAGACGCUUUAAGGGAUCUUGAAGAUGAAAAUAUGGAUCUAAAAGAGAAGCUACAAAGAGGUGAAAUGGAAUACGACGUUCUGCGAGAGCAACUAAAUGACUACAAGAACAAGCUGGGAGACUCGGAGGGCAAGUGCCAGCGUCUUGAGACAAACCUUAAAGACAAAGACAAUCGCCUGCAGGAGCUUGAAAAGACGUUGCCAGAGGCUGUGGAGGAGCUAAAUUUGGUAACUGAUAAAUAUCAUUCAGCGGAACGCGAACUAGAGCUCUUAAAGGAUGAGUUACAAGACGCACAGACCAAGUUAAGUUCUGCUGAAGCACAACAAGCUGCUGGAUUUGCCAAACUCAGAACACUGCAGCAACAACUAGAAGCUGCCCAGAAGGACUUGCUUGACAAGAAUGACGAUGUUAUCGAAAAACAACGUAAAAUCAACGAGCUCUACGCUAUUCUGGAGAGCGGAGGCAAGGACUCAGAUCGCUUGAAGCAAGUUAUUGAGGAGUUGAGAGAAGAUGUUGACCUUAAAGACAGAGAGAACGCAAAACUACAGAAGGAUAUUCGCAUCACUCAAGAAAACCUCGCUAAACUUCAAGCAGCCUUGGAGGACAUGGAAGGCAGGUUAAAUGACACAGAGAAUGAGCGAGAAGAAUACAAAAUGAAAGCCGAUGGUUUAGAGGUAGAGAUCGAAAUGCGCGAUAAAGUACUGGAAGAGGCACAACAUGAAGUAGACGAAACCAGGGACAAGUUGAAGGCAGCCAAGAAAGAGAUUGACGCCCUUCGUAGUCAACUAAAAGAAGCAAAUGUCAGCUUAAAGGCAGCCACUGAUGAGAAGAGGAUCCUUGAGAAACGAAUUGCCGAACUGCAAGCAAUAAUUGAACAGCUGAGGAAAGAAUUAUCUGCUAAGAAUACAGCGAUUACUCCUAAAUCUGGAACAAGCGAUGCAUAUCUAAACGAACUUAGGAACAAACUUGCAGAGUACCGAACAAAAUAUCAGGAAGUUUGCAACGAAAAGAUGAGACUAGAGCUGGAACUGCGAGAAAAAGAUGUCAAGAUUUCACAAGUUUCUGGUCCAUCGGAUACAUUACGCGAAGAGCGAGACCGUCUUAAAGACGAAGUUAUAAAACUGCAAGGCACUCUCAAAGAAACAAAGAAAAACUAUCAAAAAGCUCAAAGGGAUAUAGAAGAACUACAACGUCGCUUGGUGUCAAAGGACAGCGAAAUAAAGCGCUCGGAAGAUAAAAUUGCAAAACUAGAGGAGGAAAAAGAAAAAAUGAAGAAAGACUAUGCCAACUUGGAGAAAAAGAACUCGGAUUUGAAAGUUGAAUACGAGAAGCUCAAAUACGAGAAGAACAAGGCAGAAAAUGAACUUUCUCUGCUAAAGAAGAAAUUCCAGGCUCUGCAAAACCAGAUCAACACAGUGGAUGUGCCCAGGCAGAAGCAAGACGUUGUGAGCAGAAAGAAGUAUCAAGAAUUGGAGGCAAGUUGUCAGGAUGCACUGCGUGAAAAGGAGAGGGCAAAGAGUGAUAUGGCUGCUUACCGAACUAAGAUGGCAAGGUUGGAAGCCGAGAUGAACGAACAGAAGAGAGAGAAAGACGUUUUGGAAGAUGAAAAGCAUCGUCUAAGGAACAGCGAAGCUGAGCUUAAAAACAAGCUCCAAACAUCGAGAGACAGACACAAGGAAGACAAAGACAAGAUGCUGGAGUGGCGUAAAAACAAUUUCUCACCCUUAGAGCAAGAACUUCAGAGAACCAAAGGACUCAUCAAAAAGCUCGAAAAGAUGAACGCAGCCAAAGACCACGAAAUUGGAGAUUUGAAGGACGAUCUUGCAGAUCGUGAUAGGAGAAUUGCCGAGUUGGAGGACGAACUGGAAAAUCAGGAUGUCACUGACGCUGGGCCACUAGACUCAGUUAACAUAGACAUCAGAGGAGACUCAGAAGCACUUCAACGGGCUCUGGAUGAAAAAGCAGAUGCGGUGAAAGAAGGUCAGAGGUUGAAAAGCAAAUUGUGGACUAUAGAGCACGACAUGGAAAUUCAGAAGACAAAAGAAGCUCAGCAAGAAAAAAUGGUAGCUGAAGUGAAUAACAUGAACGACAAAUUGAAGGACGAAAUACGACAGCUAAAGAAAGGAACUUGGGACCAACAAGGGUCAUACAACAAGCUCAUUAAAGAGAAUAGCGAGCUCGCCUACCAAGUUAACACGUUGAAAGAAGACAAAGAAGACUUGGACAAAGACAUUCAAGAACUCCGCGAUGAGCUGAACGACGUAAGAGGAGAAAAUAGAAAAUUAAUGAUAGAGAACAAAGACCUCAAGAUGGACCUGCAGCAGUUAGAAAUCAAGCUGCACGAAUUGGAAAUUGGACACAAGCUUGCAAAGGACGACAACGAGAAAAUCAGGAGUGAUCUGUUACAGACUCAGAGCGAGAAUGCAGAUUUGAAGGACAGCUUGAACAGGCGUGAUGAUGAAAUGAUCCAGGUGCAAGCAGUAGCUACAGUGGAAAGUGCCCCACCCAUGAUGUUCGAAGAUGACGUGGAUGGAAUAAAACGGGACAAAGACAAACUGCAAAUUGAGCUAGAGGCGGCGGAAGAUCAGGUUAAAAUGCUGCACGACGAACUUGACGACAAGCAGGCCAAAAAUGACCAGAUUCAAGUCGAGCUGACAGAAGCCAGAAGAAGACUCAAAGAAGACGAAGCAGACAUCAAGAAGCUAGACGCUGAAAUCGAAAAUCUACGCCACGAGCUGGAUCUAGCGAACCAAAACUGCGACGAUCAACGAACCGAGAAUCAAGAUCUUUUGGAAGCAAAGGAAAAUCUUCAGACAGAGGUGACCGAUUUGCGUGCAGAUGUGAAAGAUAUGGAGACAGAACUACAAAAACUAGCUAAGGUGAAAGCUGAUUUGGAACGAGAGCUGAAGAGAGCCGGUCAAGCACCCAUAGAAAGGCGACCUUCACGAGAUCUUCACAACGAAAAAGAAAAGAAGAUCAGAGAACUGUCAGAAAAAGUCGUACAGUUGGAGCGGGAUAUACAGAAGGGUGGAUACGAACUGACAUCACUGAGAGAAGAGAAUGAUGACUUGCAAGAGAAGAUAAAUAGCCUAAGGGAUGAGAACAACUUCCUCCAUUCCAAGUUGUCCCAGCUUGAACAUGAUAACAGGAGAGAUAAUAACAAGAUCGUUGAACUCGAAAAAGAGAAGCAAGAACUGCAAGAUAUGUUAGACAACAGCAGUGGCGGAAUCGAUUCCGGGAGAGACAAAGACCUGACGACAGAAGAGAACAAGACAUUGUUAGAGAGAAACAAAAAGCUGCAAAAUGAUCUAGAACAUCUCAAGCAGGAAAAAGCCAACAUGAAGAGGCAACUGGAUGAGUACAAUAGGAGGUUAGAUGAUAACUCGAAUCAGCUAGCCGUUCAGAUUACGAAAUUUGUUGGAGAUCAGAGCGAGACAUUCAGGAAAGACGCCCAGGAGAAAGACAACAAAAUUGAUAAGCUGCAGCAAGAGAAGUUGGAAGUAGAAAAGAAGUUAGAAAGUCUGACAGAGGAGUUGGAUGCAGCACAAUCUAAUCUCAGCGACAUUCAGAACCAAAAUGAAAUUCUUCAGGAGGACAUAAAGACCUUAAAGGAGGACAAAGCCAAGCUGGAUAACAAACUUAUUGAAGAAAUGAACUUCAGCAAGGUCAAGACCGCUGAGCUGGAGGCCGAACAGGAUAUUCUUAAGAACAAGAUUAAGGACAAAGACGAUCUUGUCAAAAAGUAUGAAAAACAACUUCAGCAGCUCCGAGAACAGUUGGCCAUGUCUGUUCCCAGCGACCAGGCCUCAACCACUUUGAUACUGGAUGUAGACAAGCGUCGGAAGCAGCGCCAGCACAGCCUGAUGCUGUCCUACCAAGAGGGUUUGAUGAACAGGCCAGGUGGACUGUACCGCUCGACAAGUGAAAGCAGUCUCCCCAACGGCGACAUCUCCAGGUCAAGCGACAGCGGCAAAAGCGACUUAGAGCACUCUCAGAUUGGCGAACUCCUCAGUAAAGAGAUCCCGCAGAGUAGACGAAACAGGGACAGCGCACCCAGAGACCACGUAGGUGAGACGGUUGAGGCUACCUCAAAGGUCACUACAGAGUCAGAGCCUGAUUAUGCCGCACAGUUACGCAGCAGCACGCCAGUCGACGAUAAUGAAGAUAUAAAGAGCAGCAGGAGACCAUCUGAUAGAGAUUCUGGAAGCCAACGUUAUGGAGGUUACCGGGACAGUGACAGCACUCGAAGCAGAGUCAGUAGCGGUAGAGACAGAGACCGAGAUUCAGACAGCAUCAGAGGCCGUGAGUCAGACAGGGCUGACAGGCGUUCCGAACGUGGAAAGGACCGCAACAGAUCUGAAUGCCAGCAGAAUUAGGUACAGGAAUCAAAUAACUGUUGUCAGGAUUUAUGAACUCUCACAGCAGUGUUCAUCUAAACUGUAGUUCAGCACACCAUUUCUUACUUAGCUGUCCAAAGAGGAAAGCAGCAGAGCAAAGUGCCAGCAGAAUUAGGUACCAAAAUUACAAAACUAUAUCUAAUCACUACCGUAGGUUGUACUUCAAAAGUAGUCUUGACUUGAGCUUAAAUGUGUUACGCCCUUUUUGGUUAGAUGAUAAGUCGUUUUUUACUGAUUUGGUGGUCAAUGCUGAUCACAAUGAAAGAGCGCUCAAUAAGACUCGAAAAGACCAGAGAAGAACUACAACUACUUUUAUAUCUUAGGGUCUUUAAUAUUUAGUUACACUGUCACCGGAUAGACACGACGACCGUAGAAAGUAAAAAGGUCCUUAGUACAUAAUUAUUAGGAUCCUCGUAGUCCAAGCCAUUUUAGUUGGCUACAAGUAUUUUUUUGAAUCAUUAUUUCUUACACAGUAAUAGGGCAACGUGAGAUCAGUUGAAUGUACCUGGGGGUCCAAAAGCGUGGGGCUGCGAGACUAAAAUCUAACCUUGCGCUUGGUUUAUACGUCCUCUUUAGAAAGAACAGAAUAUAAGGCAAGGAAUUUAACCCUUCAGAAAAGAUAUUUCUAUUAGAUAUCUUCAGUUGGAACUACAGGUUCAAAACGUAAAUUGAGGAUGCCUUUUGAAAUGCAAGAUUCCAAAUUAUAUUUCUACCUGUUCAAGCGGCGUCCAACUAACAUGCACGUUGACAACAAAGUCAGACUUGUUUUUAUUACGCUAAUGUAAUUUCGCCGUAUUAUGGCAAAUUUUUCGCAUUAUUUUCAUUAAUAUCUAUCUCGAUGUUAUAGCCUUAACCUAUUCGUUUGGCAGGAUAAUAGAAUUCGAAUGCAAACUAGGAAAUUCGUUCGAUCUAAUUAUGCAAUGACUAAUUUCAGUACACAGUCCGUAGUUACUUACUGCGAAGGAAGAUCGACUUCAGCGUGUACUAUCCCCUAAGCGUUCUAGUGAUGCCCAUCCAGUAUGUUUUAAGGCGUGUACGUCACCCUGUAUCACAGAAAAUUGCAGUCGGGUGACGUUUGUAUCAUAAGUUCAUAACAUGAAGAAAGAAUUGCUUCAGAGGAAAAUAAUCUCGGAAUGAAAACAAAGCUUCUUUUAAUCCUUCCUGGCGCGUGCCUUGAUCCCAGUAAUUCUACGUGUAAUACUGUGGGCACACGAAACAAAGCACACUUAUUGAGGGAUGACCUUUGAUGAAAUUUGUUUAUGUAUAACUUAGAACUCCAUUAUCCUUGUAGACGAACUAGUUUUUAAACAACCUCGUCCGCGUAGUGGGCGAAGGCUGUGCUAUACUUAGAAAUGAAUAUAGCAUUUUUUGCUGAUGUAUACUAAUAAAAGUCUUUUGUUUUCUUAA
Messenger RNA from Orbicella faveolata, 13105 nucleotides. RefSeq lists its product as uncharacterized. Gene Ontology annotation, cellular component: cytoskeleton. Lineage: Eukaryota; Metazoa; Cnidaria; Anthozoa; Scleractinia; Merulinidae. The record is from RefSeq and is a predicted model, not a curated record.